Molecule: messenger RNA, 1958 nt
Organism: Solea senegalensis (Senegalese sole)
Lineage: Eukaryota; Metazoa; Chordata; Actinopteri; Pleuronectiformes; Soleidae
Product: alpha-(1,3)-fucosyltransferase 7-like
Exons: 3
Coding region: 506-1690 (394 amino acids)
Cellular component (GO): membrane
Molecular function (GO): alpha-(1->3)-fucosyltransferase activity
Source: RefSeq, a predicted model, not a curated record
ACCCCCACUGACACACUGAUUAGUAUCACACUUAUCAAGUUACCUCGCCAGUAAAAUAAAUAAAUAAAUUAAAUGUGGGCUUUGAAACCACAGAGCCUCAUUUGUAUUUGGCUCCCGCUCUUUAUACAUCUAAUACAAAAUGAUUGAGUACAACCAACUGUUAACUGUUUUUAUGCAAAAAUAUUGAAGUGUGCCACUAUCAAAACUAAAUCAUCCAACCAGAAAAAUAAUGACUGAUUAAAACUCUUGAUCAUACAUCUCAAGGAACCAAAUAUCCCCCCCAUUUGUGUUACAACGCUUUAGAGGAAGGUCUUAUGUGUGUAAACAACAUGCAGCAGGAAGACCUUCCUUAUAUAAUCAACCCUUGGAGGAUGAGCGGCUGCCACAACGACCAGGAACCAAUCAGCUCUCUCUCUCCACCAGCUGAGGUGGAAACCAGUCAUCAUUAGCAUCUUCCAGAAAACCAAGGUGGUGGAGAGAGUCGUCCUGGAAGUCAAAGAGUGAGAUGGAGCAGGUUACGGAGGGGUCCAACAUCAAAAAGACUCUACAUUCAGUGAAGAAGUACAUCGUCCUCUCCUUUCUUUGUCUUCUCCUGCUGUUUAUUUACACUGGAUACUUGAGUGGAUCCCAGGCUCUAACAACCAUAAGUCACACCAUCUUCUGGAACCAUAGCCGUAGUGGCAGCAGUGGCAGCAGCAACAUCAGCAGUGGCAACAUCAGUGGCAGCAGCAACAGCAGCGACAGCAGUAGCAGCAACAGCAGCAUCAGAAAUGUGACCAUCUUGCUGUGGUACUGGCCCUUUGGCCAUGUAACGUCCCUGCAGGGUGACGUGUGCUGGGACCUCUACCACAUCCCUCGCUGUAGACUGGUGGACCAGCACUCCAUGUUCUCAUCAGCUGAUGUGGUGGUCUUCCACAACAGAGAGCUGAUUCAGGGCAUCCAGAAGUUGCCCUUAGACCUUCCGCGGCCCCAGGGCCAGAGGUGGGCCUGGUUGUCCCUUGAGUCACCUGCUAACAAUGGAAACUUGCAGCAGUAUGCAAAUAUCUUUAACAUGACCAUGACGUACAGGAGGGAUGCUGAUAUCGUUUUGCCCUACGGCAUGCUGGAACCUCAGGAGACUGAGGCACAACUGGUGGAAGAUGUCACUCAGAACAAGAGCUCUCUUGUCUGUUGGGUGGUCAGUAACUAUCAGAACCACCACAGGAGAAGCCAAGUGUACCGUGAGCUCCUACCUGUGGUUCCUGUGAAGGUUUAUGGCAAAUGGACAAACACAAAUCUCCCCAGCAGUGACCUCUUACCUGCAAUCUCACGCUGCUACUUCUAUUUGGCCUUUGAGAACUCUGUUUCCAAAGAUUAUAUCACAGAGAAGCUGUGGUGGAACGCUUAUCAAGGAGGGGCGGUACCUGUUGUCCUGGGUGCAUCAGUGAGCGACUAUAAAGCUGUGGCUCCGCCUAAUUCUUUCAUCCACGUUGAUGACUUUGCAUCCGUAAAAGAUUUGGGCAGGUACCUGGUCGAGCUGGCAAAGGACAAGAAACGCUACAGUGAAUAUUUCACCUGGAGACAGCACUGGAAAGUGAAACGGUUGGCAGAAUGGAGAGAGAGACUGUGUAAAAUCUGCGUGCACUAUGAAAGUUUACCUCAGCAUAGAGUUUACAGUAAUCUCAUGGCCUGGGUCAAUGCUAACUACUGAUUAGUGGAACCAUACUGCCGUAAUUCUGGCAGUGUGUGGCCCUCACUUCCUGGUGGGACAUGAGGGUACUGCAGGCAGGCCGUGAAAUGUCAAUAAAAAUGAAUGUUGGGGUGAUUUAUGGGAUUAUGGGCAAUGAUAAUAGAUAGGACACAUUUAAACUGACUUGCUAUUGUUUACUAGUGUCUUUAAGUAUCACAUGUGCACUACUGAGGGAACUUACAGACUAUAUGCACUUCAAAUUAAAGAGCCUUAAAGGUUGUUCAAACUA